AUGACAUUAUCAAUUGGUGAAACAACUUCUACUACGCUACAGCAACCUUUACGACAACCAUCUCAAAGAAGUAGAAAAAGGAUAUCAUCCAGUGGUUCUAUUUAUAGAAAUAGUCAAAGACCAAUUUCUAUGGUUUCACAAUCUUCUUUGCCAUCAUCAAAUAAAAGGACUUCUACUACGCUACAGCAACCUUUACGACAACCAUCUCAAAGAAGUAGAAAAAGGAUAUCAUCCAGUGGUUCUAUUUAUAGAAAUAGUCAAAGACCAAUUUCUAUGGUUUCACAAUCUUCUUUGCCAUCAUCAAAUAAAAGGAAUAAUAGCUCAAAGAAACCAUACUAUAAGAAAGAUGAGGAUGAAAAAGAGUCAGAGAAUUUUACGAUUGAAGAUAUAUUGGCAAGUCAAAUGGACAAUGAAGAAAUAGAGUUGGAUAAUGAAGAAUUUGAACAAAGACUGGCUGAUGCAGAAAUCAUCAAUAUAAGUGCUGCUAAUUCAUUGAUAAAUAAAAAACUUUUCAACAAACUAAAAGCAACUGCUCAAUCUCAGUUUAUUCCUCGCAUUAACGUUGAUGAGCUUAAAAAAUGGAUUAAAAAAAACUACACACGCAAAGUCAAUACCACGUUAUCAAAUCUACAAUCAACAACAAUGAUUGAAGGCUUUGACACAGAACAAUUCGACUUUGUAAAGCAAAUAUUAGAAAUGAAACUUAUGCAGUUACAAGCUGGACAUGGAGAAAAACUUGACUUGUCAAUGGAUGAAAACACAUACACAGCUACAAUCAUGUCUCCUGAUUUUGAGACUUUGAAGUUAUGUUUUCCAGCUCUGUUUAUUAGCAGAUGGAAUGAAAACGAAGUUCCUUCAUCUAAAUGA
Entrophospora sp. SA101 is the source of this 867-nucleotide messenger RNA. The record is from the annotation of a GenBank genome assembly. NCBI's taxonomy places the organism in Eukaryota, Fungi, Glomeromycota, Glomeromycetes, Entrophosporales, Entrophosporaceae.